ACAAGGGCAGCCAAACUAACAUUUCAUCAAACGAAAAAGCAAAAACUCAAAAAGUAAAAAGUAACUACACUGUCUUCAAGAACCUACGGCCUGCUUAUUGGAGAAGCUAAUUAGAGCAAUUUCCUAAAUUACAAAUCACUUAUUUUUAACAGGCUUAGGUGUUGCUGAACGAACCGUUCAACUCGUCUCCUCUCCACAGCACUCUGCAGAGCAAACAUGGAGACAGGAAUCUCUCGACGCAAAAGAGAUCUUCCACCAGCUCACUACAAAUUAAAAAUUAAAUCCUACUCCUUACUAUUACAGUCAGAAGCAGAAAAGUAUGAUUCUGGUGUGUUUGAAACUGGAGGACACAAAUGGAGCUUGUCUCUUUAUCCAAAUGGAAACAAGAAAAGCAAUGGGAAUGGUUACAUCUCGCUCUACUUGGUAAUUGAGGAGACAGACACGUAUCCUCAUGGUUGGGAGGUUCUAGUGGAUUUAAAACUGUUUGUGUUUGAUCAAAUACUAGAUAAGUACCUCACUAUUCAAGAUGCUGAUGGUGCAUUCAGGCGUUUUAAUGAGAUGAACACUGAAUGGGGAUUUGGACAGUUAAUUUCCGAAGAAAUUUUCAAUAAUUCUUCGAAUGGAUACCUUGUUAAUGAUUCUUGUUUGUUUGGAGCAGAGGUUUGUGUGAUAAACCACACACACACAUGGGAAUCGCUUUCCAUGGUGAAGAAACCACUUAAUGGUACCUUUACUUGGAAGCUUGAAAACUUCUCUACAUUGAAUAAAACAUCUUAUGUGUCUCCUACUUUCUCGGUUGGAGAGAGAAACUGGUUUUUAACUGUUUAUCCAAAAGGAAACGGUACUGCAAAUGGGGUGUCGUUAUCCAUAUUCUUAGAGUGCGAAGACAUUCCUGCUAACAGGGCAAUUUAUGCAGAUUACAUCCUGCGAAUACUGGGCACGCUUAAAAGAAAGAAAGAACAUUCAUCAGAUAAGCAUUGGUUCUCUGCUUCUUCUAAGAACUGGGGUUUUGUAAGCUUUAUUUCAUUGAAGGAGCUGAAUAAUGCGUCAAAUGGAUUCAUUGUCAACGAUACUAUAACAAUUGAAGUUGAAAUCCUUGUCCUGUCUGAGAUUAAGGUUUUUCGUUCGGAAAAUAUAGAGGAAGCCUAAACCCGUCCUAUAUAUACUAGCUUACGUCCUCUAUGGUUUGGAAUGCAUUUUGAAAUGAAAUGGAAAUGACUUACAUAUUUUGUGGGUGUUUGUAGUCAAUUGAAGUUGCACUUUUUAUUUUUAUUUUUAUUUUUGUUUAAGCAUCAGCUGUAAAGAGGAUGUAUGUGAUAUACAAUAGUGUAUACACUUUGAAA
Messenger RNA from Ziziphus jujuba (common jujube), 1343 nucleotides. Its product is annotated as MATH domain and coiled-coil domain-containing protein At3g58370. NCBI's taxonomy places the organism in Eukaryota, Viridiplantae, Streptophyta, Magnoliopsida, Rosales, Rhamnaceae. Gene Ontology annotation, molecular function: protein binding. The transcript is spliced from 6 exons. The record is from RefSeq and is a predicted model, not a curated record. Bases 217 to 1149 code for a protein of 310 amino acids.